AAACCUCAAAACAGACCCAAAUUCCCAAAUGGCCCCUUAAUUCUCUUCUCUGUAGUCUGCAUCACUUCUUCCUUCUUUCUCUUCUUCGUUCUGAGUUCCCCUUCAUCCGUCCUCCCUUUACCCGUCGCGCCACUUUCUCCGCCGCUAAACUGCUCUGCUGCCCACUGCUACUCUGCCACCUCCUCUGAGGAAGAGAAAGGAAGGGAAUUGGUGGAACUUGCUGUAUUCAACUGAAUUAUCAUCCCUAGCAUUUCUGGACUCUGGAUCUUGUAUAUCCAGAAACUUCUUUCAGAUUUACAAACAUGUUGCAGUGCAUAUUCCUUCUUUCCGAUUCUGGAGAGGUGAUGCUAGAGAAACAACUCACUGGCCACCGUGUAGAUCGCUCCAUAUGUGGCUGGUUUUGGGACCAGUCCAUUUCUCAAGGUGACUCCUUUAAGCAACUUCCAGUUAUUGCUUCUCCCACACAUUAUCUUUUCCAAGUUUUCCGUGAGGGAAUCACCUUUCUGGCUUGCACCCAAGUUGAGAUGCCACCAUUGAUGGCCAUUGAGUUCCUUUGUAGGGUAGCAGAUGUCCUCAAUGAUUACCUUGGGGGUUUGAACGAAGAUUUGAUAAAGGACAACUUUAUCAUUGUUUAUGAGCUGCUGGAUGAGAUGAUAGAUAAUGGCUUCCCACUAACUACAGAACUUAACAUCCUGCAAGAGAUGAUAGCUCCACCGAAUAUUGUUAGUAAAGUCUUGAGUGUUGUCACUGGCACCAGUUCCAAUGUAAGCGACACUCUUCCUGGUGCAACAUCUUCUUGUGUUCCCUGGAGAACGGCGGACGCAAAGUAUGCCCAGAAUGAAGUUUAUGUAGAUCUUGUGGAAGAAAUGGAUGCUACAAUAAACAGGGAUGGAGCUCUGAUGAAAUGCGAGGUCUAUGGCGAAGUUCAAGUAAAUUCCCACAUCACUGGUCUUCCUGACCUGACGCUUUCAUUUACAAAUCCUUCGAUCCUAGAUCAAGUGAGGUUCCAUCCCUGUGUUAGAUUUCGCCCAUGGGAAUCACAUCAGAUUCUUUCAUUUGUGCCUCCUGAUGGACAAUUUAAACUUAUGAGUUACAGGGUUAGAAAAUUGAAGAGCACCCCAAUAUAUGUAAAGCCACAGUUGACAUCAGAUGGUGGGACAUGCCGUCUUAACGUAAUGGUUGGCUCAAGAAACGAUCAUGGAAAGACUAUUGAUUCAGUUACAGUUCAGUUUCAGCUUCCUUCGUAUAUUUUAUCUGCGGAUCUUACCUCAAAUCAUGGAACCGUAAACAUCCUUGCUGACAAGACAUGCACUUGGAACAUUGGUCGGAUUCCAAAAGAUAAAGCACCUUCAAUGUCUGGAACAAUGGUGCUCGAGACUGGAUUGGAGCGCCUUCAUGUCUUCCCUACAUUUAGAGUGGGUUUUAAGAUGAUGGGUGUUGCUCUCUCUGGCCUGCAAAUAGAUAAACUGGAUUUGAAGACUGUACCUUACCGUUUCUACAAAGGUUUUCGUGCUGUUACCCGUGCAGGCGAAUUUGAAGUCAGAUCAUAACCUUGUGUAUCCCAUUAAGAAGUCCUCUGAGACAUGAUGAGAUUCUAGAUAUGAAAUUCUGCUACAUAAUGGCUGGUUUUAUUUGUAAAGUGAAUACUUAAUAGUGUGUUCUGCUGUCUGAAAUAUCUUGUUUUCAUGAAGCAGCAUUGCCACUUAUAAUUUGAAUAUAAUGUAUUAUCUUUUGGUCUUUAAAUUGGCAUUAGUGUGAGUGAAUUGUAUGUUUUUCAGAUGAA
Messenger RNA from Arachis stenosperma, 1783 nucleotides. RefSeq names its product AP-3 complex subunit mu-like. NCBI's taxonomy places the organism in Eukaryota, Viridiplantae, Streptophyta, Magnoliopsida, Fabales, Fabaceae. The record is from RefSeq and is a predicted model, not a curated record. Gene Ontology annotation, cellular component: clathrin adaptor complex; cytoplasmic vesicle. The transcript has 9 exons. Gene Ontology annotation, biological process: intracellular protein transport; endocytosis. The coding region runs from base 303 to 1550 and encodes 415 amino acids.